Molecule: messenger RNA, 1374 nt
Organism: Linnemannia hyalina
Lineage: Eukaryota; Fungi; Mortierellomycota; Mortierellomycetes; Mortierellales; Mortierellaceae
Source: the annotation of a GenBank genome assembly
AUGUCGAAUCUUCAGCAACCGCCCGCUGGAACCCCAACAAGCAAUGUCCUCGACGGCGACAGUGUCCUUAACCUUCUCCAGGAACUCCUCCCGGCACAGCACCCAAGCCAAGCAACCGCCACAACCACAGAAACCGAGACCUCGGCAUCAACAGACAACGAACAAGAAACCUCCUCCUCCUCUUCUUCUCCUUCCUCAGCAGCAACGACGACCCUCCUCAAGUCUGAAUAUGAAGGACUCGCCGCUCUCUCGCAUGCUAUCAUGACCGCAGUUGGGUUCCGACUUAUCGGGUUGGGCGAAGAUGAUUCUGUAGAAGCUGAACGACGCAACAUCGAUGAACUCUCGAGAGCAAACGUCUUGCCGGAACGCUGGAACUCGUCCACGGAGAGCUACUCCUUCCGAUACACCCACUCGCACUCCCAGCUCACCUACGUUAUCAAGUGCAUGCGUAUGGCUGGCAAGUUCGUCAUCCAUGGCACGACCUUUGAGACGAACCAGAUUUGCUCGCUCGACAUUCAGGUCAAGGAUUUCACUUCGCCAUCAUACUUCCCUUUCACGACAAGGACCGAGGUUAACAAGGACCCGCUCUGGAAUGGCUUUAUUUCGCGGUCAAGGAUCAACGACUUUAUUGGACAGUUCAAGGUCAAGAUUGUUCAACAACUGAUCCCAGGAUUGUCCAAGCCCGGAUAUCAAGAAGAUCGCACCGCAUCAACAACCACUACAGCAGGCGAAGGAGGAGACAGGUUGCGAGACCCUGCUUCGACUGGUUCGUCAACUGGCGGUGGACGUGGACGCGAUUAUUACCCAGACGAUCCUUCGACAUUCCCCGGUUACCCUAGUCGACCUGGAUUCAUCCCUCGACCCCCAAUCUUUGGAGACCCAUUCUCGGCUGACGAGCCAGAUUUCGGAGGUGGAUACAACCCCUAUGAGAUUGGCCGCAGUGACCUGGAUCCCUUUGGAGGCCGUAUUGGUGGCGGUCUUGGAGGCAUUGGUGGCCCAGGUGGCUUCGGAGGAAUCGGUGGCAUUGGCGGAGGUGGUGGCGGCGGAAUGAUUGUUGGACCAGGUCAUCCCAUGUUCAGAAGACCUCCUGGUGGUGGUGGUGGUGGUGGUGGAAUUUACGGUGGCCCUCAGCCAUUGCCUCGUGGAUCUGUACCUCCUGGAGCUCGUUUUGACCCCAUUGGACCAUUCGGCCCCACAGGUGGAAAUGGCCGAGGUGGCGCACCUGGCGCUGGCUCUGCUCAUCAGGACCCUCAUCGUGGAGUUGGCGGUGUUCCUGGACAAGGACGCGGUCGCGGUGGACCCACUUCUACAUUCCCUGGAGAACCCGACAACGAUGAGGCUCCCCCACCAGGAUACAUGGACAUGUUCAUGUAA